CCAUUAAAAAUCUUUAUUUUUAUUUUUCAUUAGCCUAUCAAAUAUUACACUUUUGAACUAAAAAUGAAUCCUUAUGGACAAAAGGUGUAUAAAAUCUGUCACAUUUUCACCAGUCUCCAAAAUCACUGUCUAGAAGUGGUAAAGUGGAUGAUUGAGAACAGCCUGUCUUAAAUCACCUCGUCUCUCAUCUGCAGCCGACAGGCGGAGCACCGAGCGAAGCUCCGGAGAGGAGACCGUUAACACACGGGGAGGAGAGGAGACCGUUGACACACGGGGAGGGGAUGAGCACGCAGUACCUACACCUCAGUGGCUCGCGCUCAUCAGCCGCGUUAUUAUCGCGGGGCAUCUGACUGACCGGCCGCAUCGUGAACCUGCAGGAGCCGCUCGCCGCGGGGGGACCAUGAUCAACAUGAAUCGCAAUCCGGACAGCAGGACUUGAGAAAUCACCGAAACUGUCCCUCAUAGUACACCCAGAAUUUCCUCCACUUCUAUCACCUGGAAUUGCUUCAGCACCAGAACUAAUCAUGUUGUGGAAAACGGGACUGAUUUUUCUGUGCUGGGGCUUGACGUCCGGGGAACUCCAGGACAGGCAGUCCGGUUCUCCUGCUGCUCCAGCGCGGACAACUUUGGAUUUCGGCUUCGUCCCCUCCGGAGUUUACGAUACUGUCGCCUAUUACGAGCCUGGGGCCAUUGGGAUUUUAUUUAACAUGAUGCACGCUUUCCUCUAUGUGGUUCAGCCCAACCCGUUUCCUGAAGAUCUCGUCAUUAGAGUGGCAAAGGAUAAAUUUGGAGCCAUACAAUCCGAGUACCAGAAGCCAGAAAACAUUGUUCUGACGCUGCAGGUGAUUUAUUAUGAGCUUGGUUUUGUGGUGUGUGCGGCACUGGGCCUGCUGUUCACCGUGCUGCUACCGCUGGUGGGGCUUCUCUUUUGUUUGUGCCGCUGCUGUGAUAACUGCGGAGGAGAGAUGCACCAGAGACAGCGAAAGAAUGCAGACUGCCUUAGAGGACUGCUAACCACACUGUUACUCACCACCACCUUCAUUAUCACGGCAGGGGUCCUUUGUGCAUAUGCAGCCAAUCAGAACCUGAGUUCUCAGCUGAAGAGCAUGAGGAGGCUGGUGAAGAGUAACCUGAAAGACCUGCACACCUUCGCCAAUCAGACCCCAGCACAAAUUGAUUACCUGAUCUCCAAGUAUGACACCGUGAAGCACUAUGUGCUGCAUGACCUGGAGAAUGUAGGUGUGAUCUUGGGUGGAAGGAUACACGAGGAGUUGGGAAAAGACGUGCAGCCCGCCCUCGACGCGGCUCUCAGCAUGACUGGAACAAUGCGAGACACUAAGGAUGCUCUAGAGAAUGUGAGUUUGACCUUGGAGACUUUGCAGGAAGGAACAGUUAAACUGCAGGCGAACCUCAGCCUGGUGCGCGGCAGCCUUAGCAACGCCCUCAACGAUCCUGUCUGCACAGACUUACGAUCAUCUGAGAUUUGUCGCAACAUACGUAGCACCCUUCCCAAGCUAGAAAUUGCAGCCAACUACUCAUCGUUGGCUGAUGUGACCAACCAGUUAGACAAAGUGAAUGAAGUUCUAAAGACGGAUCUCGGUCAGAUUGUGGAAAAGGGCUUUGCAUCAUUCAAUGACACUCCCAACUUGGUAACCAAUCAAACCCGAAAUAUUGUGGAAGGGGUGAAGGUUCUUCUGGACGAUGUUGGAUCAAACAUCACCACUUUCACCAAGCUCUUCCCGGUUCACAGCACUCUGACCAACUUCACCAAAAUGAUCUCUCACACACACUCACAGAUCGAGGACAUCUACCCUCAGGUCGAUCAGAUGGAUUUCUACAGGUGGAUCUGUUGUAUUACCCUGUGCUGUAUGGUUGUGCUUAUCCUCACCUUCAAUUUUCUGGGUUUGUUGUGUGGUAUUCUGGGAUUUGACAGGCACGCCACUCCAACCACGCGUGGCUGUGUCUCUAACACAGGAGGCAACCUGCUCAUGGCUGGUGUGGGCUUCAGCUUCCUGUUCUCCUGGGUGCUCAUGGGAGUGAUAACAGCUCUGUUCUUGGCGGGUGGGAAUUUAGAAAAGCUUGUGUGUGAACCCUUUCAAACUCGACAGCUGUUUAAGGUGUUAGAUACGCCCAACUUAGUCAACUCUGCUUGGAGAAACUUCAUACCAGGAUACCUGUACAAUGAUCCUGAGAUGGACCUUACAGCAUAUUCUCUCUACAGUAAUUGUAAGGACAACAGAGGGAUUUACUCAGCUCUUCAUCUGGAUAAGAUCUUCAGCAUCUCAGCCUUCUUUAACACCAGUGUUUACUCCAAGGAUGUGUCGAGAAAGUUUGAAGGGAUGAAGGUGGACCUGCGUGGCAUCAUUCUUCUGGAGUCAGAAGGCAAACAGAAUCUCAUCAGCUUCACUGAAACUGGCAUUAAUGAGAUUGACUUUGCUGCCUAUUUGGAGGAGGUUAAUAAAGGAGUGACUCGCAUUGAUCUAGCUGAUUUCGCUAGUCAACUUGAUGCCCAAGCUGAUCAGUUGUCUAAAGGGACCUUGCAGACCUCAUUGAAGGGACACGCUAAUACUAUAAGGCAGAUCCACAUCCAACAAGUCAUCCCACUGGAGCAGUCCAUGAGCACACUUAAUCAAAGCAUUAGACUUCUGGAGAGGACGUCCUCAGACCUGCCUGUCAGAGUUAGAGACGUACUAGCAGCCGUUGAUGCCGCCCAGUACCUAAUUUCCCAAAAUGCAACAUUUGUGAUCAAUCAGGAAACCGAGAAAUACAAGCAGACUAUUAUUGGCUAUUUCAAGCAGUAUAUAGACUGGAUCAGAACAUCUCUGGCCCUGGAGGUCGCUACCUGUAAACCACUCAGCAACAUUGUGGACACGGCCGAGAUCCUGGGCUGCAGUUUCCUGCUGGAUUCAAUGAACACAUUCUGGUUUGGAUUGGGCUGCUCCACGCUGUUUCUGCUCCCUAGCAUUAUCCUGUCUGUCAAACUUGCCAAGUUCUACCGCAGAAUGGAUACAGAGGAUGUCUAUGAUGACAUUGAGACAAUUCCCAUGAAAACCAUCCCUACCUAUGACACUAUGACUCGAUUCCCACGGGCCUCUGCGCCCCCGCGCCACGCAGACUGGUGACUCUGAGGAGGACGGUCUGUCUUGUAACUACAGAAAGGUACUGAGAGCUGCAGAUGAGAGCAAAUGGACUGGAUCUUUCUCUCUAACAAGCAUCGUCCUCCUGUCCAAAUGAAUUACAUAUGAUAUUGGAAACUGGAACUAAACCUUUGUGGAAUACUCUCUCUGUGAACAGCAGGCUCAGCUCUUAAGAAAAGGAAACUCACAUACUUGAAGUUGAGACUUGUUGUCCAUGUUCCCAUCACAUCAUGACUUUUAUCUAAUUGUUAUUGUUUUGACUAUUUUGCACCCUUAUGAUUACAGUACCGUCUUAUGGACUGUCCCCUCAACAAGCUAUUCUCUGAAGUCACAUCCUGUCAUAGUCAGGGAGGCUUCACAGUAUAUGGCUGUUUUAACUACUACAUGUGUCUUUGUUUACAGUCAUUGAGAAACCACAUGUGACGAGCAUAACAGUGCUUCGACUGCUGCAUUCUUAUUUUCCUUGUUUCUUUUUUUCUUUUUAUAGUGCUUUUUAACAAUGUGGAGAAUUCAACAUGUUGCCGAGUCUUGUCCACUGAGAGGCCGAAUGGGUUUUUAUUGAAACAGAUCAAGCCAGCCACCCAUGAGCCACAAAUAUAUUACACGUAAACAAGGAUGUGUAGGUGUUCGAAAACAUGCUAAGUGCUAACUAGUGCUAAUUCGGUACAGAUAGAUGUUGUCAAGCCAUUUCAAGGGUGAAUGCAUUGUUGCCUUUUUCAGAUUUUUAGCUAGUGAUACAUGUUAGCCACAAGUCACAAGAGCAGGUCUUUGAUUAGUUUUACCUAGUUAUUGAACCUGAGAUCGCUAAACCACAUUUGAUACUGAGCUGUGGUUAGCAGUUUGAGACAUCUAUAUGUGUUUAUGCUCACUUUUGUACUGAAAAUCUAAGAUAUGAUGCAUCUGGAUUUAGUGUAACACCCCUAAAAGAUCUAGCUAGUUUUAUGUACUUUAAUUUUGCUGAAUAUAUCAGUUAUUAAUGAUAUUUCGGUUCCUAAUUUUGCUGACUAACGACAGUUGUUCUCCAACACAUUGUUGGAUUACUGUAAACUACUGAUUAUUGCUGUGUGACACCAAAUCUUGUUUCAUUGUAGGUCUCAGGUUUUAGGGCUUUUUGUUUACUUGAUAUAACAAUAUUUGUGGACGUACAUCUGUCGAUAUGUGAACUUAUUGUCAACUUCAAAGCGAGUGAAUGUACCUCAGAGAGAUAUUUGCUUGUACGAAAGCAAGAGAAGAGCACAGAGCCCAUUUACUACGACUUUUACGGAGCCUAUUUAACGCUGUCAUAGUCAUUGACAAUUACGCCACCAAAUAUUUCAACUGUUUAAUGUUAGAGACAUUAUGUCAGGUGCUACAUAUUUUUGCUCAGAUCCUUCACUCAUUGUGUAUAUGACAGUGUUAUCAGGGCCUCAGGUAAAAUGUUGUACUUGAUUUAUAUCCAGAAAGGUCCCGUCACCUCACAGUUUCACUGUUUUUGCCAUACCACACGUAGCAUGCGCAUACUUGGUGUUCAAGCUUGCUCGAAGAUGUUUAGUUGUGGUGGGCCUGGUUGUCAGUGCCGUUGGUUUUCAAGUCCAUGUGGUUAGGCUGGCUAAAACUGUAAAAUAUUGUGAAUAAAAUUUCAGAUGAAAAAAUGUUCUGGUGUUGUAAAUUCCCAAUUCAACCACUGUACAUAACAUUUAAAAUAUCUAUUACAAGAAUAAAGGGAGGGAUUAUAAAAAAAAAAUAAAAACAAGGAAAUCCUUUUGUUUGUAAACAGAGUAUCUUACAAAACCUGCAAUGUCACGAAAACACAAAACCAGUGUUAGUGUGUAAAAACUUUUUUUUAGACUUUUUCACAAGAAGUGAUUUUCAUAGAUGUCUUUACUAUUAAGAGGGCUUAUAAUAUGUAUAUGUAUGUGUAUAUA
This is a messenger RNA of Onychostoma macrolepis, 5041 nucleotides long. RefSeq names its product prominin 1a (gene prom1a). The coding region runs from base 525 to 3122 and encodes 865 amino acids. The transcript has 27 exons. Gene Ontology annotation, cellular component: prominosome; microvillus; cell surface. The record is from RefSeq and is a predicted model, not a curated record. Gene Ontology annotation, molecular function: cholesterol binding. Lineage: Eukaryota; Metazoa; Chordata; Actinopteri; Cypriniformes; Cyprinidae.